Molecule: messenger RNA, 633 nt
Organism: Naumovozyma castellii
Lineage: Eukaryota; Fungi; Ascomycota; Saccharomycetes; Saccharomycetales; Saccharomycetaceae
Gene: PCL5
Product: Pcl5p
Exons: 1
Coding region: 1-633 (210 amino acids)
Source: RefSeq, a predicted model, not a curated record
AUGAAUCAAAAAGUGAAGGGAGCUAAUUCUUCUCUUUCCACGGUAUUAAAUUAUUUCAAGUUUAGUCAUUCUGAGACUAAACCCAAGAAAGUCCUCUCCAAGUUUCAGAAGGAGGAGAUCGAUGCCAUACUGCCGCCAAGCGACAUGAAUACCAUCGUAUUGAACCAGAUUACCAUGUUCCUAGCUUCAAUUAUAAAAAAAUACUCUCUUGAGACGAUAGGAGUGGCGGACAUUCAAGUGUAUUUAAAAGAAGUUUGUAAGAGAUCUCGAUCCACCAAAACGGUCGUCUUCCUGGCGGCCAUUUACCUGGAUAAGAUAUACUCCAAUUGGGAACCGAUGCUGGGGGAUAUUCCUAAAUUUGCUAGAUGUGUUAAGAGGGUGUUUCUCAGUUGUUUGAUAAUAGCACACAAGUUUGCCAAUGAUAAGACAUUCUCUAUGAGAAGCUGGUCUAGUAUUAGUGGACUGGGUAGAAAGGAACUGACCAUAAUGGAGAAGAAAUGUUUACUGGAAAUAAACUACGAAUUAACUGUCGAUAAGGCGGAGCUCUUGAGUUGGCAAAAUUCACACUGUAGGAAGGAAGAGACAACAGCCAUCAUAGAGAAGAAGGUUAAAUCGAUGCAGAAGAUCUCAUAG